Messenger RNA from Pseudozyma flocculosa PF-1, 1038 nucleotides. RefSeq lists its product as uncharacterized. The record is from RefSeq and is a predicted model, not a curated record. Lineage: Eukaryota; Fungi; Basidiomycota; Ustilaginomycetes; Ustilaginales; Ustilaginaceae. Gene Ontology annotation, cellular component: nucleus; cytosol. Gene Ontology annotation, biological process: purine ribonucleoside salvage. The transcript has a single exon. Gene Ontology annotation, molecular function: adenosine kinase activity. Bases 1 to 1038 code for a protein of 345 amino acids.
AUGUCUGGCGGAAACUUUGAGCUGGUCGCCAUCGGCAACCCGCUCCUCGACAUGCAGAUCCGCAAUGGCGAGGCGGUGCUGGAAAAGUACAACCUAAAGGCCAACGACGCCAUCCUGGCCGAGCCCCAGCACCUCUCCAUUUAUCAGCACAUCGUCGACAACUACGAAGUGACCUAUGUCGCCGGCGGUGCCGCACAGAACGCCGCCCGCUGCGCCCAGUACGCGCUGCCCCCGAACUCGACCGCUUACCUGGGCUGCGUCGGCAGCGACGACCUCGCCAACCAGCUGCGCGCCGCCAACGACAAGGAGGGCCUCAAGUCUGUCUACCAGGUCGACUCCUCGACCCCCACCGGCUCGUGCGCCGUCGUCCUCACCGGCCACGACCGAUCCCUCUGCACCAACCUCGGCGCGGCGGAAAAGUUCGACAAGUCGCACCUCGAGACCGCCGAGGCGCAGCAGGUCAUCAAGAAGGCCAAGUUCUUCUACAUGGGCGGCUUCUUCCUCACCCACGGCCUCGAGAGCGCAAAGGUGCUUGCCCACGAGGCAAAGGCGCGCGACGUGCCCUUUUCCAUGAACCUCUCGGCACCCUUUAUCCCGCAGUUUUUCAAGGCCCAGGUCGACGAGAUCCUGCCCUUCUCCGACCUCGUCUUUGGCAACGAGUCCGAGGCCGAGGCGUUUGCCGAGUCGCACAACCUCGGCACAAAGGACCUCGCCACCAUCGCUCAGGCCAUCGCCGACUUCGAGAGCGCCACCCCGCGCGCCGAGAAGCGCACCGUCGUCAUCACGCACGGCGCCGAGCCCACCAUUAUCGCCGUCAAGGGCAACAAGGAGACGCAGAUCCACCAGACGGUCAAGAUCAACCCCUCGGACAUUGUCGACACCAACGGCGCCGGCGACGCGUUUGCCGGCGGCGUCAUGGCUGCCCUGAUCAUGGGCAAGGCCCUCGACCAGGCCAUCGAUGUCGGGCACAAGCUUGGUCGCAUGUGCAUCGGCCAGGUCGGCCCCAUCCUCAAGUUCCCCAAGGAGCAGGUCAUGUAG